UGGUUGAAGAGAACGAUGAAUGACAGGGAGGCGUGGUCACGCCGCUGCGAGGCGGGAGCGACGGGUGGAGUCAACGACGAAAGCUGCGUGCGCAGCCCUGACCCCUUUCGGCCGCCUAUCGGAGGGAGGGGCGGAGCCGCUCCAGCUUGGUGCGCGCGCAGCUUGGCGCGGGUCAGUCGGUGGUCUCCAUCGUCGUUUUCUGGUUACGUGAGGCGCCGAGGCUGCCGUUUAACCCCAACCCUGGACUCUCCUACGCACCAGACGACCCCGCUCCGGGUACCUCGGAGCUCAGGGUUCAGGAGGACCGACCCAGAACUCUACCCGAGCUGCCAUGGGCCCUUCCGACCACCGCGUCAAUCUCCCAAGCCUGAACAGACUGAUGACAACAGCAGCGUGGAGUCUUUGAACUCUGACAUUCAGAAACUGAAGGAGAGACGGGACAUGCUGGACAAGGAGAUUUCCCAGUUAGUAAAAGAAGGUUACCGUGUGGGUGAACUGGAGAACCAUAUCUCCCUCCUCCACGAGUACAAUGACGUCAAGGAUGUGGCACAGAUGCUGCUGGGAAAGCUGGCUCUGACCCGAGGUGUCACCACCAAGGAGUUAUAUCCAGAUUUUGGUCUAGACCUGAGUGACUGAGCAGAGUCUUGCAGAUUUUUAUCUACAGCCCAUGGGGACAGGUGGAUGAGGACAUGAAAAGCAGAGAGCCCAGACAGUCCAUUCAUAUGAUUUCCAGAUAAAAAAUGCUAGAAGCCCCAAAUUUCCUAAAGAGUCCAAACUAAGUUUAGAGUGGGUCCUAGAGAAGGGUGGUGGUGGGAGGGGUGGGUAUUAUCAGUUCUGAGGUUCCUAAAUGUACUUGUGCAUGGAUGUGUGUGGUGGUCCCUUUUGUUAAAUAAACAUGAGCAGUCUCUA
Peromyscus californicus insignis is the source of this 909-nucleotide messenger RNA. It is a transcript of the gene Swi5, whose product is annotated as SWI5 homologous recombination repair protein. Gene Ontology annotation, biological process: double-strand break repair via homologous recombination. The record is from RefSeq and is a predicted model, not a curated record. Bases 16 to 636 code for a protein of 206 amino acids. NCBI's taxonomy places the organism in Eukaryota, Metazoa, Chordata, Mammalia, Rodentia, Cricetidae. The transcript has 5 exons. Gene Ontology annotation, cellular component: Swi5-Swi2 complex; Swi5-Sfr1 complex.